Messenger RNA from Fusarium pseudograminearum CS3096, 606 nucleotides. RefSeq lists its product as uncharacterized. NCBI's taxonomy places the organism in Eukaryota, Fungi, Ascomycota, Sordariomycetes, Hypocreales, Nectriaceae. Gene Ontology annotation, biological process: actomyosin structure organization; mitotic cytokinesis. The record is from RefSeq and is a predicted model, not a curated record. The transcript has 2 exons. Gene Ontology annotation, cellular component: cytoplasm; myosin II complex. Bases 1 to 606 code for a protein of 201 amino acids. Gene Ontology annotation, molecular function: cytoskeletal motor regulator activity; calcium ion binding; myosin heavy chain binding.
AUGAAUUCCCCAUCACCUUCGCGACUGAUUGCGCCUCGAACGCCAGUAUCCAAGUCACUCGGCAGCGGCAAUGCGCUAUCGCAAUUGCAAGCGACACAAGUCCGAACACUACGAGAUGCCUUUCAGAUCAUGGACCGAGACUGCGAUGGUGUUGUGAACCGAGAAGACGUUACCGACAUGCUUAACCAGCUAGGUUUACCGUCUACUCCGGCUGAUGUAUGUCUCUUCUUUCCCACAUCAGCGCCUCAAACCAUCAGUUUAGCAGUGUUUCUCAACUCGCUUGCCGAUGCACUAGCAGCUCUAUCUGAUAGCGCCGACCUGCUCUCCGCCUUUUCAGCUUUCGAUAACGAUGACAGCGGUCAGGUGGACGUGGUUGAGCUGCGUAACGCGCUUCUACAGACAGCACCCGAACCUGGCGAGAAGGCUUUGUCUGCCAACGAGAUUGAUAAGAUCAUGAACGGAUUCACUGGACGUCGAGCCUUUAACCGCAACAUGAACGCUCAUCUGGGCGCCAAGAGAGGCGAGGUGUUCAAGUACCAAGAGUUUGUCGGCUCCAUCAUGGGGUCCAACAACGGUUCAGAUAACCCUGAUGAGAACGAAGUCUAA